AUGCAUCUAGCAACGAUGUAUGGCAGAAUUGAUAACGUAGACUUACUCCUUGGAUGCGGCGCCGACAUCAACGCCCAAGAUAACAAGAAAUUUACCCCUCUUCAUUACGCUGCAAAUUGCAAUCACGCAGAAAUCGUUCAAUACCUUAUUAAUGCAGGUUGCGACCAUCAAAUGUUGAAUGAUGAAGGCUUAAGAGCCCAGGAAAUCGCUCCAGAGCCACUCAAAUCCGACAUUACAAAUUAUAUGAUUAAUUGCUUGAUGUCUCCAAGGCGUGAUGGUGAGACACCUCAAAUCACACCAGGAAAAUGCAUCCUUUGCCAAGCAGAAUGCCCAGUCUACACCUUCGGACCAUGUCCACACGUACAAGUCUGCGAUACUUGCUAUAUUAACAACAAGCAGAUCCUUAAGACGUGUCCAAUAUGUUCGAAGCCGUUAAAGAGACUGAUGGUAACUGCUGAAAAAUUUUAA
Molecule: messenger RNA, 468 nt
Organism: Trichomonas vaginalis G3
Lineage: Eukaryota; Parabasalia; Trichomonadida; Trichomonadidae
Product: positive regulation of myosin-light-chain-phosphatase protein
Exons: 1
Coding region: 1-468 (155 amino acids)
Molecular function (GO): protein binding; fatty-acyl-CoA binding
Source: RefSeq, a predicted model, not a curated record